Brassica oleracea var. oleracea is the source of this 1136-nucleotide messenger RNA. RefSeq lists its product as uncharacterized. Lineage: Eukaryota; Viridiplantae; Streptophyta; Magnoliopsida; Brassicales; Brassicaceae. The record is from RefSeq and is a predicted model, not a curated record.
UUGAUCACUAACAUAUUAAAUGGCUACACUAACUACCAAAACCACACGCAUUAUUUUCCUUAUGAGUUAGCUCUUCUUAUAUGGUUUAGAAUAUAUGCUAAUGCAAACGCUCUCUAUCUCACAUUCUUUACUCUCAUCACUCAUACGUUUAUGCUCUUAAAAGUUUCAUUUCUCCAAUGGCGUCCUCGAUCACUUCCUCCGAUCAUCGGCUUCCCAUGAGCAAGAGACGAUUAAAGUCACUGAGUCUUAGAGAUUACCUUCUUGAUGAUCUCAGCUCUUCUUGCUCAUCCAACGGCUUCAAAUCCCUCCCUCGUCUCCUCGACGCCGAGAUCAAACGGUCCGGAAUACUCCACCGCAAACGGCGUUCUAACUGCGGGCUGGUGUUUAGUCACGCCGUUAAGAAAGCUUCCACGGCGGUACUCAGCGCCGUUAAACUCUUGCCGUUCCCUUCCUCCUCCGUUAAACCUCCUUCUCCGUCUCGAAAGAAAGGGAUGUUCUCGAGGAGCUUCUCUAGAAACCUCUUGAAAAAACUUUCCCACCGUGAAGUUAAUAACGUCGACGACGGAGAGAUUGAACGGAGAACGGAGGGACGUGAACUGAAGAUCCAACGAGGGAGAUCAUUGACAUUCGGUGAGUUUCUGAAAGAGAGUCUAGACCAACCGUCCAAUGCAUCAUUUUCCGGUGAAGCGACGUUGUCAAACUCCACCGGUUGUGACUCGACGAGUGUUGGCAGCGAGUUGUUCACGAACUCGGAGGUGACUCAGUCGAGUGGCGAAUUUGAGACGUCGAAGGAAAACGACGCCGUGGGAGAUGAGAGGGAGGAGACAACAAACAGAGUAGUAGUUAUGAUGAGUGGGGAUUGUGUAGGGUCACUCGUCAGUGACAGAUCGUCUGUCAACGACAACAGAGAGGAAUGCGUGAACGAAGAUAAAGAACAACUCAGUCCGAUAUCUAUCUUGGAAUGCACAUUCCAAGAUGAUGUAGUAACUCCUCAUUCGCAUCGAAAAGAAACCCAUGGGAAGAAGCUAUUGAGGAAGAGUAGAAGAUUUGAGAAUUUGGUACGACUUGUGCCUGUGGAUUUAGAGAAACGUAUAGAGCAAUAUGUUGAAAGACAAGAUUAUGACUCUCAUCCCAUG